GCCCGGCGGAUAAAUGGGAGUGGCGGUGGCACUGGUAACACUGCUGGCAGCCAGUGAGCGGAAGAUUUGUAAUCUCUGUCACAGAGCUGCCGUGCCAUUGGUUUCUACAGGGAGAGCUGCCGCCAGAGAGUCAGUGAGGCGACAAACUAGGGGAUGGUCCCGGGCUGAGUCCUCAACAAUGAGCCGGGCUAAGAGCCGCCUGCUCCGCACUUGACGCAACCCGUCUGAACUUACCGCGGUUCCACCGCAAACCCAACACUGGUGACAUUUUGCACAUUUCAGUCGCCGAGACGCCUCUUGAAGGACACCGGCUCACCUCAUGAUUUCACCCUGCUAACAAAAAAAAAAGCUCCUGCGCGGCACAACAGUUUCUUCAUGGCGUCUCCGCAACAGUCAAGAAUUCAGUCGUAUCUGGAGAAGAAUAAAAUAGGACCCUUGUUUGAGGAGUUGAUGACCAAAUUGAUAACUGAGACUCCAGACCAUCCAAUCCCUUUUCUCAUUGAUCACCUGCAGACCAAGCAAGACAGCCCUGGCAAGCUGCACAGAGCUCUCUCUGGCUCUGCAGCACUGUGGGCGCAGAGCUCCCCAGAAAGCAAAAACCCUCGAAGGGAGUACAGCAACUAUGAGAAGCCAUGGCAAAUUCACCCAAAGAAACCAAAAAAAUCCAAGAGCGACCUGGCUGUUUCUAGCAUCUCUCCUCCCUCACCAGAAUCCAAGUCUUUGCCACGGUCAAUCGAGUACCCGUCCUGGGACUGGAGGGAGAGCCGGGACUUUGACGAGCUCAACCACAUCCUGCAGGAGAGCAAGAAGCUGGGCAAGGCCCUGGAGAGUCUGUCACGCAGCAUUGCCAUCUCUGAUGAGCUCGACCAGAACUUGGGAGGCUAUAACUCAGUGUUGCGCCCUCGUGUGGUGGGGGAGUGGGUUGGUCGGGAAGAAGAAGACGCGGACCCACUGGCUGCUGAGAUGCUGCAUCCCCCCGUCCCUCGGGCUAAAACUGAAGUGUGCUGGAGUGGGGACAGCAGCCCUGCUGGGAGCCUGAAGAUGGAAACAAAGAGCAAAGGGCUAAGGGAGCAGCAGCAGCAUCACAAGAAGCUCCUGGCAGCCAUGUUGUCCCAGGAUUCCUUUGAUUCGGUCCAUAGCCCUGCCCCCUCCAUCACAGAGGAAGAGAUGGAGGACGAGGACGAUGCCAUGGAGCUUCUGGAGGACCUGGAUGACCUGCGGAUGGAGGGUGUGACCGGCUUGGCUCCAUCCGGCAGUAAGUUCAGCCAGGGACGCAGCUCCUAUCAGCCUGAACCGCAGGCCAAAGUUACACUCAACAUCUGCUCUAGGUGUGCCAGGUUGCAGGGGGACAGUCUAUCAGACAACAGAUCUGAAGAGGAGCACAGGCCUCACAUAUCUGAACAGGCUGUACCUGACAUCUCCUCUCCAUUGCCCGGGGUGGACACAGUGGCGGGACGGUUGCAGGAAUGCGAGGUCUUGUCUCAAGUGUCAGCCUCUCGUCAGGCUGUCUGGGAGGCUGAUCUGAAGGCUGUGAGAGGUGGGAGCUCUGUCGGGCAGACGGGCCUGCUACUGGGUGACUCCCUCUUUUCUAAAGAGCUGGAGAACAUGGGCAAACAGCUCGCUGAGGUUGAGAAGGACCUGGCCAAGCUGGCAGAAGUAGGGAAGAUGACCACUCGAAGCUCCAAUAAUCCGCACAGUAGUCUGCUCCACACCCCUCUGCGCCACAGAACGCUACCCGACACACUUCCUCUCACCAGCCUGGUCUCCAGACCCCAGUCUCCAGCUGGCAGCCUCUCAGGCAAGCCCUGUGGUGUGGGCCUCCCUCUGCUCAGCCCCAAGCCCACCUCCCUGGUCAUGGGUCGGACUCAAUCUCCCAGCAACCCAGGGAGCAGGACUCAAACCCCAAGAACGCCCAGCAGGCCCCUGACCCCGAAUAGUUUACUUACACGCUCCACCUUUAACCCUGGAUCUCAUAAAGAGGUGACCUUCAGGAGGUCGCGGAGCCGCCCCGUGACACCCACAAGUCAGCCCAUACAUCCCCGACCGCUGCUCACCCCUCCUGGACUAAGCACUACAGACAGCCUUGGUGCCAGCCUACGGGCCUAUCUGUCUGAGGAUGAGUUCUACCAGCAGUUACAGGCCAUCAGACAGCCAUGGCAUAUUCCCAGUGACACAGACAGUGACAUCCUGGAGCCUCCUGAGCAGGAUAAGAGUGGUGCACGAGAUGCCAAUAAGAGAUCUGUGUUUUCAGGCCUAUAGUGACGAAGACCAGGGACAUUGAUCCAAUCAAACUAUUAUGCAAACCACUGGACAUUUUGAAUAUGUGUACAGAGACAAUUAUUUUUAUAAUUCAUAUGAAUGAAAAAAAAGAGAAAGAUUGUAUACUUUUUUCACAGAUAUUUCAUAGACAUUGUAAUGUAACUGUAUGAUAAAAUGUGAAAAUAUUACUUCAGAGUAUGGAAUAUAACAUUUAUUUUUGUUUGCUCUAUAGCAUGCUAUUGAACUUCCAUGUGGAGUCCAGAAACAGAUGCAUUUUGUUGUUGCUGGACUCCUUUUUCUAAGCCUAGUGCAUAUUCACAUUAUGAGGGCAGCACAUCCAUAUAAAGAAAGCAUUUAUUGAUAUGCACUGUUAAAAGAUGUAGUGUUUUUAAAAAAAAGCAAAUACGCAAGUUGUGGAGGGAGUACAAGGAAUGCUGUUAUAUUAAUUAAAAUGAUUUGGUGCACAUGUCCCCAUUCUGUUUUUGAUCCUAAUUCAUCCCACCUUGGUAUGUGCUUUCUUUAGAUUUAGAUCCUACAUACGAACACUAAAAGACUCCUCCCCUGUCUCACUGAAAAACAAAUUGAAGUCAUAUAAAUGACUAAAACUGCCAUAACACAGUCUAUGUUUAAUCUAGUCUUUCCCAGAUACACGAUCCAUCUAACUUUGUGUCUCACAUGUACUGUGGUGCUGACAGAGACGUAGAAAUCUGUUCUGACCAUGACUACAUUUGCUUGUGUGUGUUUGCCUGGGCACGUGUUGGUUAAACUGUGGUUGUCUGAGUGUUACACAGGCGACGUCAGCUCUGGAGACACACACGCCAUGGACACACCCUCCAGCCUGACGCAGUCUGAUUGCUCCAUUCAAACCCUACUGAGCUUUGUGGUAUGGUACACCCCGCAAUGCCAACUUUUCAGUCUGUCUCUCGGGAUGUGGUCAACAAAACUAAUCAACUCUCCAGUCUUAUUUCACUGAGGGUGAUUCCUGUAAAAGGAUGUGUGAGAAGACUAAUCACUGAAAACCCCAUCCUGUAAAACAUAGUAUGUGGAUUCAUGUCCUAUGUUGUUCAGCACAUCAUGUGCUCAUUGGAAAGGGAUGUGGUUUUAAAAGAUCUGUGGAAGAAUUUGAGGACAUGGCAUAAUCGAGUCACAGUGGUGCCUUGAUAUAAUCCUAAUAUCACUAGAAACAAUAUUUUCCUGUCAGAAAAGGGAAAUUACAAUUUUCACAUUUCAUAUUCCAUUUUCACUUUGUUGAAGAGGAGUUGGGAGUGUGAUUGCCAUCUGUUCUUGUUCCACAGAUCACCAGCGCACUAACUCCGUUUAUACUAUCAAUAUUUUCUUGGAGUUCAUGUGUCUCCUCCAGUCUUUCAUUUGUUAUGUCAGCAAAAUAUCAAGGCAUGAGGAGUUCUGGAAUAAGACGAGACAGUUUGGGAGAUGAAGACUUAAAUUACUGCCACAGAUGUCACACAAAGACAGCGCUCUGAUGCUUUUCCUCCCUCUGUGUAUCUGUGAAUGUCUCCGUAUGUCACAUCUUAUAAAGAUGAAAUGGUGGGGCCAUUACUGAUACCUCUUUUUGCCACAACGUGUAUAGGAUCAUAUUUCAGAUUAUAACCAUAUGAUUAUUCCAAAGAUGAUUGUGAGCCUUCAUUUUAUGCUGCUCAUGUAUAAUAAUUUAGCUCAAACUAAAUAUAUCUUUAUCAAUCACAUAUGUCAUAAUUAAGAAUCAGACAGAUCAAGUUUUAUAACAUCUCUCUGAAGUAUGAAACCUCCAAUAUCUUCUUAAAGUAUGUUUACUGUGCAGGCUUUAUACACCAGGCCCAUUCAAGGCGACUGCAGGGCCACCCAGGAAUAGCGGCGGCCAUCACUGUACUUACUGGGAGAUCUGGACCACCAUCAAUGGUCAGCAGGCUGACCUAGGUCUUAAUUUACAAAUGAACAGACUGGGAUUUAUCCUGACGUACAGCACAAAUAAUAAAUCUAUGGUGGAAUAGGGGUGUGCUUUGAAGAGAUAUAAAGUCAGUAUCGUUUACUGCUUGAAAUGAAAAAGUAAACUCCUGCAACCCUCCCCCCCCAUACGUUUCUCUAAUUAUAAUAUUAAAAGAAAGCAAUCUGAAUAAAUAUCUAGUUCUUCAAGCUACACUACCCUUACACUAUGUAUGAUUAUGCAGAAGCUCUUUGUUAAACCACUUUUUGUGAGAACUACUCUGCAUGACCAUCCGGGGAGGCUUGUGUGGCUCCUUUUCAUGGCAAUUUAAAACAUAAUCUCCAAUCUGGAUUUUGUUUUCUGUGUUCGUUGAAGUGUACUGCCUGUUCUCACAGAGCUAAUGAAAUCAGCCCUCACUGUUCUUUAGCUGUUGUUAACUUCUUCAAGCCUGUCAUCAACAUGAAAGUUAAAAGUGUUGCUCUGUGCUGUUAUUUGAAGGCAGAAGUUUUGCUCCAUAAAGCAGCUCACUUUGUUUUAGAAAAUCUGUAGUAAUAAAUCUCCAUAGAUGCAGUAAAAGCAAAAAUAAUUUGACCAUUAAAGCAUUGCAUUUAAUCACUACGUGGUCAAAUUGUGCUACAUUGUGUGUAUUGGAACCAAUGGUUAAAAUUGUGACUAUUCAAAUAAUAUUUCUGAAUAUCUGAGCAUGGUUAUGGCUGUUUAUUUGACAGUGUAUUGCAAAAAGUCUUUCAGGGGUCCCAGGUGCAGCAGUCAUAUGACUAGCAGAUUUGAUUUGCGACCACUACACCGAAAGCACAGCACAGCACUGUUAUGAGAGCUCACAUGUAGCAAUGAAAUGCAGAAUUGUGUAGCCUAUUUAUGUACAGAAUUUUCAAUAAUAAACAAUUGUUCCUG
Dicentrarchus labrax (European seabass) is the source of this 5092-nucleotide messenger RNA. RefSeq names its product chromosome unknown C8orf34 homolog (gene cunh8orf34). The record is from RefSeq and is a predicted model, not a curated record. Lineage: Eukaryota; Metazoa; Chordata; Actinopteri; Moronidae. The coding region runs from base 376 to 2259 and encodes 627 amino acids. The transcript is spliced from 15 exons.